AUGAUCGAAGAAUUAAAAAACCAAUUGGACUUAGCCCAAGAUGAUGAUAAUACAACACUAGAAGAGAUUGAAGACAUCAGGAGGAAACUUUGUGCUGCUCUCAGGGAAGAAGAAAUGCUCUGGCAACAGAAGAGUCGAGAAAAAUGGCACAAAAACGGUGAUAAGAACACAAAAUUCUUCCAUGCCCUUACUAAACAAAGGAGAGCCAGGAACCGCAUCGUCUCCCUUAAGGAUAGUAACGGACAUUUGGUGGAAAAUGCAAGAGGAAUAGAAAAAGUGGCCGCUACAUAUUUUCAAGACCUUUUCUCCUCGUCUAUCCCCUCAGACCCAGAAAAUUCUCUCCGGUUUAUUACCGAGAAAGUCUCAGAUAAUACAAAUCAAUUACUUUUGAAGGAUCCGUCGGAGAAAGAAAUUAAAGAUGCGCUUUUCGAUAUUAACCCGGAUAAAGCUCCUGGUCCUGAUGAAGGCCUUAUCUCGCUCCUCAAGGGAGCAGAGGAAGAGGAGCGAAUCUCUGGGCUGAAAAUAGCUCAAGCAAGUCCCCCAGUUUCCCACCUUUUCUUUGUUGAUGAUAGCCUGUUUUUCUGUAAAGCGGAUAUCCAACAAGGAGCGGAGAUUCUUCGAAUCAUAAACACUUAUGGAAUGGCGUCGGGACAACAACUUAAUCUGGGGAAAUCAUCCAUCAUGUUUGGAGAUAGAGUGGACCCAGAUCUCAAACGAAGUGUUAAAAAUACCAUAGGUAUUUCUACAGAAGGCGGCAUGGCCAUGUACCUAGGCCUACCUGAGCAAAUCUGUGGAUCAAAGAAGAAGGUCUUUUCUUUUGUUCAUGAACGCCUUAGUAAUCGUGUUAAUAAUUGGUCCGCAAGACUUCUUUCCAAGGGUGGAAAAGAGAUUCAGAUUAAAUCAGUGGCUCAAACCGUCCCCACUUACGUCAUGUCUUGUUUCCUCCUUCCUAAAGGGGUUACAGACAAACUUCGGAGCGCCAUUGCCAAUUUUUGGUGGAGUUCAAAACAAACUAGCAGCGGAAUCCACUGGAUUGCCUGGGACAAAAUUUGUAUUUCACAGGACAUGGGAGGCCUUGGCUUUAGAGAUCUAAAUGAUUUUAAUCUAGCUUUGCUAGCGAAGCAACUAUGGAGACUCAUUCAGUACCCUUCAUCUCUUCUGGCUCGGGUGCUAAGAAGAAGAUAUUAUCGACAAUCAGAUCCGUUAGAGGAUCGAAAUGUCUACUCACCAUCCUAUGGAUGGAGGAGUAUGUUGGCCGCAAAACCGUAUCUCAAAAUGGGACUAAGAAAGACGAUAGGGUCGGGACUAAAUACGAGGGUGUGGAGUGAGCCUUGGAUCCCCGAUGCCAGGGCCCGUCCACCAAGAGCAACCCCCCAAAUCGGAAUACAGGACCCAGGAGUGUUAGUUUACUCCUUUAUUCGGCAAGACACGAAGCAAUGGGAUGAGCCUCUUCUAAGAGAAUUUUUCCAACCUGAAGAUGUCUCUCUCAUCCUUUGGGUUGCGACCUAG
This is a messenger RNA of Eutrema salsugineum, 1509 nucleotides long. RefSeq lists its product as uncharacterized. The coding region runs from base 1 to 1509 and encodes 502 amino acids. The record is from RefSeq and is a predicted model, not a curated record. Lineage: Eukaryota; Viridiplantae; Streptophyta; Magnoliopsida; Brassicales; Brassicaceae. The transcript is spliced from 2 exons.